Monodelphis domestica (gray short-tailed opossum) is the source of this 3265-nucleotide messenger RNA. It is a transcript of the gene PXMP4, whose product is annotated as peroxisomal membrane protein 4. Lineage: Eukaryota; Metazoa; Chordata; Mammalia; Didelphimorphia; Didelphidae. The record is from RefSeq and is a predicted model, not a curated record. Gene Ontology annotation, cellular component: peroxisomal membrane.
AUAAUAUGAUGUGUCAUGCCCGGUGCCGGAAGCCAGGUGUUGGAUUGUUCUAGCUGCUCUUCUUCGCGGUUGUCACUGUACUCUCGUUGUUUCCGUGUCCUGCAGGGCUCCACUCAGCGGCUAUGGGCCUCCCGCCGCAGCUCGAGAACUUGCUCUACACCGUCAACACGCUGUUGCGCAAGCGGCGCUACCAUGCGGCGUUGGCUGUGCUCAAGGGCUUCCGCAACGGAGCCGUCUAUGGAGCUAAAAUCCGUGCACCCCAUGCUCUGGUCAUGACGUUUCUCUUCAGAAGUGGAAGCCUAAAGGAGAAGCUCAAGGCAAUUUUUCAGGCCACAUACACACAUUCCAGAAACCUGGCUUACUUUGUUUUUACCUAUAAAGGCUUGUGUGCCUUGCAGUCCCAUGUCCAGGGACAGACCUUCCAGUUUCAUUCCUUCCUGGCAGCCUGUAUCGGUGGCUGGUUGAUUUUUGGAGAAAAUAAUAACAUCAACAGUCAGAUUAACAUGUACCUGCUGUCUCGAAUCCUGUUUGGAUUGGCCCGGCUAGCAGUUGAGAAAGGCGUCAUCCCAGAGCCAAAACAGGAUCCCUUUCCUUUGUUUUCUGCUAUCAUCUGGGGACUCAUUCUCUGGCUCUUUCAGUACCACAGACAUACCCUUCAACCAUCUCUGCAGUCCUCCAUGACAUACCUCUAUGACGACAGCAAUGUGUGGCACGACAUUUCUGAUUUCCUAAUUUAUAAUAAAAGCAGCCCUGGGAAGUAAUUCACAGGCUUCAGGAAACAUGGACAGGGUAAAAGUAAAUGACUUUUGUUCUGUCAUAAACCUAAAGAGUUUUCAGAUCAGCCUUAACCAUCCCUUGAAUUAAUUUCUUGUUAAUUUUUUAGACAAACAUUGUUUGAACUAGGGUCAUUUUUUUCUGUUAGCUUUUUUUUGUCAACAAAAAUUUAUAGAGACAAUGCUAGAGAUGAUUUAUUUCAUUCUCUAAGCAUCAUUCAGGUUUCAUUUCAUUGAUAACAGGGACCCUAAAAUAUUUACAAAGUAAAGAACUGUUUUUUAAAAUCAAGGUACUUACUAUGUAAAGACAUGGAAUUUAUUUAGACCAUCGAUGGAAUACAAAUCUUUUUUUAUUUUUAAAAAACUACUAAAACAGGAUGUAAGGGUUUCAAAGAACAGAACAAAACACAAUUCUGCUCAGAGGUACUUAUGUACAGAAGACACAUCUUUCCAUUACUUCAAGUAUUUUACUGUGGAAAUCUGUUUGGCAGAUUCUUUUGUCAGGCAGUCGGAGGUUGUUAUUUGCCCAAGGUCACACAGCUAGGAAGUAUCUGAGGUUGGAUUUGAACUCAGGUCUUCUUUGCUUCAGGCCCAGCUGUCUAACUACUGAGCCAUAGCUGCUUCUUCAGAAGAAAGUACCAUUAAGUAACUCACUGGUUUCUUCAGGGGUGAUUUUGUGUUUCCUCUGUCUCAAACUGCAAAAGGCCCACAUAUUUGUUAGUAUUGAUAUUUUCUAAGAAAGCAGUAAAUGACAAAUGAAUUAGAUUUUCUUUCAUUUGAUCUUUUCUCCUCCCUGAUAAAGUAUGUUUACAGGUGUGUGAGAAUCAGGUUUUCCAUUUGGCUUUUUCCUUGCAUGGCAAAGGGGAAAAUCAUCCUUUAGGGAACCAUAAGGAGUUUAAACUUGGCUUUUGAAAUAAGUAUCACUGUAUAGAAUGAUUUUGGCAAGCAUAGUUUGUGCUGCACAAAUAAUAAAACAGAUGUACAUAUAACUUGAAAGCAAAUCAGAUUGGGGCCAUUUGUGCAUGUUAGAAGCUGAUGGAUAUCUGCUAUUAUUUUGCCUGUUUCAAAUUUGUAGCAAGUCAGAUUAGAAUAAAGCAUCAAAACAUUAAUGAGAAACCGAAGGGUGACAUCAAGAAGAGAAAAGAAUGAAGCACACAUUCAGCCAAGCCUCACCUUCCACCUUCUACUUUUCGAUUGUCUGCCCAAUUGCAUUCAGGAUUCUUGAUUCUAAGAGCAUAGUUCAACCAAAGUACUUGUCACCUUCCCUCCUGCUUUCUAGGCAGCCUUCCUGGAUUAGGCCUCUUCUCCAGGGAUAAUCUUUGGCUGAACUGAGUCCUAUCAGGGCCCAAGUCCUUUUAUAACCUCAGACUAGUAUGCUAAAGUGAAUUUUCCUUUAUUUCUAAGCCUUUUUAGGUAGCUUGCACAAGACCCUUUGCAUAAAUAAAUUAAACUUUAAUGUCUUUGCCAUGUCCCCUUUGUCCCCUCUUUUUUUCCCCUUUCAGUUUUCUGUUACUUUGGAAUUCUCUGACUUUUUGGACCCUCAGAAGGGUUGGGGAAAGGUCCUUUACUAAGCUUUGGUUCAGUUUCUAGCUCUGUUCCUAGUUUUCUGACCUUGAGAAGUUGUUUCAUUUUUCUGAACUUCUCUUUCCUUGUUUGGCAAAUGGGGUUAAUAUGUAUGUGCUGAUUGUUUGAAGGAAAUUGAGGGGACUUAAAUCCUGAGGAUAGAAUGGAAGCUCUGGUGCCCCCUGUAGUCAGCAGGAAAAACCAGCAAUUGAGGGAAGGGAUCAUGAGACUGGAGGCAGGCCUGAACUUCCUAGGCAAAGGAGAAAGGAGACUUGGAUUGCUAGAUGUGAUGUAUCAGUGGGCGGAGAGAAAGUCUGAUAAACUGAGGCAGAACUGGAUUUUUGGUCUGUUUCCAUGUUGGUGCUGACUGGUGGACCCACAUGGCUGCUGCAAAAUAGCAAGCUAAAUGGAGAAGCUAGAAAAGUAACCUACCUCCUCUCUCAACUUCCUUCCCUUCUCCUGUCAUUAUAAAUCAUAAAAUCAUAAAAAAAAUCAUAAAUCAUUCUAAAAUCAUAAAAUUUGUGUCCAGCCUCACAAUUUUAAUCUAACAAUUCCCAAGGCUAGUGUAGAGAUCACUUGAGAUAAUGUUUGUGAAAAUAUUUUAUUACUUGUGAUGUUAUUUUAAUGUAAAGAGUCAUUAUUUUUAGUUUAAUGUAUUUGUGGAGACCUGUGGUUUAUCAGUGUAGGAAACUCCUAUUGUGGGAACUCCCUCCACCUUUGUGGAUUGGUAACUAAUUUGUAAUUUAGAAUUUUAGUCCUCUGAGAAGUUAAGUGAUCCCAUAGCCAAUUUUUGUGAGAGGCAGGUUUUCCUGAUUCCAAGGCUAGCCUUCUACCAUGCCAUGCUGUCUCCCAUCAUGAUUUUAAUGGUUCUAGUAGAGGAAAUCAUUAUUAUUAGCCAUCAAAAUUUACAAAUAAAAAUAUAAAACUGA